Messenger RNA from Austrofundulus limnaeus, 3712 nucleotides. It is a transcript of the gene pdgfd, whose product is annotated as platelet derived growth factor d. The transcript is spliced from 10 exons. Gene Ontology annotation, biological process: positive regulation of cell migration; positive regulation of cell population proliferation; positive regulation of phosphatidylinositol 3-kinase/protein kinase B signal transduction. The record is from RefSeq and is a predicted model, not a curated record. Gene Ontology annotation, molecular function: growth factor activity; platelet-derived growth factor receptor binding. NCBI's taxonomy places the organism in Eukaryota, Metazoa, Chordata, Actinopteri, Cyprinodontiformes, Rivulidae. The coding region runs from base 61 to 1629 and encodes 522 amino acids. Gene Ontology annotation, cellular component: membrane.
UUUUUUUUUUUUUUUUUUGUUCCACCGGAGGGUGAAGAGGUUGUUCGGUUUUUCAGCACCAUGAGAGGACCGGUGGUUUUCCAGAUGUGGAUGGUUUUACUGCUGACCGCCAUGAGCAGAGUCGGGAGGACUCAGGUCGCCACUGCCAAAGUGUUGAGAGGGAACAGCAGGAGAGAAGAAUUGUAUCACAAAGAGGAGGACCUCCUGGUAACGCCGGCGGGUGGAGACAUCCUAAGCCCACGCUACCCCAACGCUUAUCCCCGCAACCUGCUGUUGUCAUGGAAACUGCUGUCACCACCRGGGAGCCGAAUACACCUCGACUUUGAUGGACAGUUCGGCCUGGAGGAUCCUGAGAAUGGAGUGUGCAGGUAUGACUAUGUCGAAGUGGAGGACCAAUUAGAGACCAGGACCAUAAUUUGGGGUCGCUGGUGUGGGCAGAAGGCACCACAAGGGCUGACCUCCAGAGGCAACAAGCUCAGAGUCACCUUCAAGUCUGACGAUUACUUUGUGGCAAAGCCGGGAUUCAAAAUCUUCUACUCGCUGGUGGUCUUUUUUGCAGACAUCCUUGUAGUACAAUUUUGGGCGGCCAGUUGUCCGAACACCUUCUACCAGCUUGCCGUAGAGGAGGUCUUUGGGAAUGCGGCCUGCAUCCAUCCUUCUUACAUGGCCAAGCCACGUGAGGCUGGAGUUGUUCCACACUCUCUGGGUCAGCUUAGCCAUGACUGCUGCUGCUUUGGCAAUUCUGCUGUUGACCUCUGCAUUGAUGGAAAGCAAGCUGGAGAUGGUGGACCCAAGACUGAUGGUCAAUCCAAACUCCUUGCAGGCAUGGGAAAAGUGAUUGACAAGCUGCUGCAGGCCGUCUUCUGUGUGCGACAUCAAGGCUGCAUCAUCAGCAGUUUUCCAACAAUGUUAAGGAGGGAAAUACCCCGGACCUCUGAUGGAAUACUGUUGCUCCCUGGGGCCUUCCCACAAGUGAGGCAGUCAAUGGCUUUGCUGAGCUCUUCCACAGUAGGUAGGGUGUCUAGCUCCUCCAUGACCGACAGGUCUGGAAUGGCGUUGAGAGACAUGGGUGCAAAAGAGACGUCGCCGGCGGUGAGGGAGUUUCCAAUGACGCUUGAGGAUUUAGACAAAACCAUCUCCACGUUUGACUCAGUAGAACAGCUUCUCAAGUCUUUGUACCCAGAAACCUGGAGACAAGACCUGGACAGCAUCUACACGCAAACAUACAUUUAUUAUAGAUCCAGAGCCUAUUAUCUGUCCAGCAAACAAAACAAAGUUGAUCUAAAUCGUCUGUUUGAUGAUGUCAAGCGGUACAGCUGCACCCCUCGGAACUAUUCGGUGAACUUGAGAGAGGAGCUGAGGACCACCAAUGCUGUCUUCUUCCCUCGGUGUUUGUUGGUGAAACGCUGUGGCGGCAACUGUGGCUGUGGGACUAAAGACUGGAACACCGGCUGCACUUGCCGGCCCUCAAAAACAACAACUAAGCUACAUGAGGUGCUGAAGUACGCCCCUGAGGCUAAUCUGUACAGGAACCAACAGAGGCAGCGGGUGCGCUGGGUUAUCGAUGAGGUUUUCCUUGCGCACCAUGAGUCAUGCGAGUGUGACUGUCCCCUCCAGCCUCCUCGCUAGGACACUAUUUGUUUUUUUAGGUCUGGAACUGAUGGAUGAAUUUUUUUUCUGUUUUUCGAAACGGACUUUACAUAAGAAAGCACUGCUGACUAAACACGUAGCAAAGACGAAGCCAGCAACAGACUGAUGAAGUGCAGCUUGUAUUCUGCUCAAAGACAGUAACUGUUACAAGUCAAACAUUUAUUUUCCUCUGUGCGCGGGCCAUUUCUCUCUCCUACAAAUAAAGUUUGACCCCUCGUGCCACAUUUAAAUGCAAUGCCGUGUUGAAAUAGAAGUGGAGCUUCUCCAACAAAAGCAACCUUGGAACAAAAAUUUUCCUCAACAAACCCCAGUACUAAAGACCACAUACUGAGAGAAAAAAAAUCAAAUACAACUUUUAUUUUUCAAAGGAGUUUUGAAAAAUGAUUACUUUAAACUUUCAAGCAGUCAGUUUUUUUUAUUUUUUUUUUAUUUAUUUAUUUUUUGUGUGCAUGUGUGGUAAAAAGACUGUUUCUAGAAACUUGGGCAAGUUCUCUGCCAGAAGCAAGCUGAGAUGAGUAAGUGAUAGACAGAAGGAUGGAAGAAGAAGAAGAAGAAGAAGAAGAAGAAGAAGAAGGGAUGGAGGAAUUUUACACCAAAAUAACACAUUUCUAGAUGUGAAAUUAGGCUAACGACAAUCCUUCAUAUUAAAAUUUCACACCAACACACACACACAUUCAUGGUGAGGCAAAAGAAAACACAGCUAUGUGUGUAAAAUGUGGCUUUAUUUUCCCCCAAAUUUUCAUCUGAAUAUAACGUUUUUCUUGUUGCAUCUCAGUCCAACUGCACACCUCAUUUCUGUCCAAAACACAUCCUUCUACUCGCUGCCUUCAUCCCUCUCUCUCUCUGUAACACAUCAAAAGAAGAUGUCAGAUCAGGCUGCAGCGCCGUGCGCCCAGAUUUUCCUCUGCAUUCCUGGCAUUCCAGCUGCAGAGCGGAAUUCUGCUGCAGUGGAUAAACCCGCGAACCUCAGACCUCUGACACAUACUGUAACAGAGGAAAAGGGAGACAGAAACUCAGGAAGAGCGACAGAGGGGAAGUUUUUAGGAAAGGUGUCUCGUCUAUUUGUAGCUUCGCAGCACUUGAGGAUGAGAGAGAUGAAAUCAGAGCGAUGCCGUUUGUAUCCGCCGAAAAUCCAAACCUAAACCGAUGCAGCUCAGGAAGAAGUCCUUUUGUUUAAAAUGUGGGGGGGUUUCCUACCCGUCUGUGAAAAGCUGGCAGCAAAUGGAAACRUGGGAACGGUUUGUGUGUCUAACCUGUCAGCCUGACAGCAACCGGGCAAGAAUUCAAAUGUCCAAACACACGAUCCUGCUGUACAUCCGUCAUCUCUCCUUCAUCACCCCUCAAUCCAACCGUUCAAACGCUCGGGCCGGGUUUCAGCUGGGAAAAUCUCACGCUGCUUUUGUUCAAAAGACAGGAAAAAAAAUCAUAAGUGGACCUGAUGARGACUCAUCAAUAACAGUAAAACCAAAUCAAAGCAGCAUUUUUAUGUGACUACAUGAUGGUCACAGCUGUUUGCUGCCAGAUGUGGAAUACAUCACUUUCAAGUUUUGUGAGUCACACUCCAGAUAAUUAAUGGCAGACAUUUUUCAUACAAACACAAACACACACACAUGUUGAAAACCGUCUUCAUGUUCUUUGUGACCCUCUGAUUUCAGUUUUUAAGUAAGAUUUUUUUAACAUUUUAUUUCUCCAAAUUGGACUAUUUUGGUUGAUUUUGUUUUGUUUUUGAUUUCCCAAAACUUAAACAAUGAAACUUCAGAUUUAUGCGUAUUCAGGUUUGAAUGAAUGCAAUUCUUAUUUUUCUUCAGGCUCCAUUGUUUUAAAAAGAAAACUUACUUACUUUCAAACAUUUUCUGUCCAAAGUGUAAAGGCCGUACCGUUUUCACGUCAGAGAAAGUUACUGGUUUCAGUUUGAACAAGCAAAAGUCGAUUUGCUGCAGUGAGAAAAAUUAUGACCAAACUCYGUGCUUCUAUUCAAUAAUUUAUUGUGUCUUUCUGUAUUGUCUUAUUAAAAUAUCAGCUGGUUGGUUUUGAUAAAUAAAAUAUUUGUAGCAUUACUGCA